Juglans microcarpa x Juglans regia is the source of this 2600-nucleotide messenger RNA. RefSeq names its product G-type lectin S-receptor-like serine/threonine-protein kinase CES101. The transcript has 7 exons. The coding region runs from base 82 to 2502 and encodes 806 amino acids. The record is from RefSeq and is a predicted model, not a curated record. Lineage: Eukaryota; Viridiplantae; Streptophyta; Magnoliopsida; Fagales; Juglandaceae. Gene Ontology annotation, molecular function: protein serine/threonine kinase activity; ATP binding. Gene Ontology annotation, biological process: recognition of pollen; protein phosphorylation.
ACCAGUUUCCAUCCCAAGAAAAAACCUACAAAGUUGCAGGAAAUUUUUGUUACAAGAUUUGUGGUGAUAAAAUAUUUGCUAAUGGCUAAACUCAGAAGCCUCAUGCUCUUCCUUAUCUCAUGUCUUUGCAUAGAAUAUCCAUACUCUUCUUGUCAAGAAUAUUUACUUACUCUAAAGCAAGGCCAACAGAUCAGGGUUGGGGAGCAUCUACUUUCUGCAGCAGGUCUCUUCAAAUUAGGCUUCUUCAAGCCUGGCUCUUCAAGUUACUAUUACUUAGGAAUAUGGUACAGCAAACUACCACAUCAUCCAGAAUCAGUGUGGGUGGCAAACCAGGAUGAUCCGAUCACUGAUUCAUCUGGGGUUCUUACCUUGGACGACCAAGGAUUGUUGAAGAUAGCACGAAAUGGAGGGCAAGCAAUUGUGAUAAAUCCCAACCAGGCAGUCUCAAGUAAUGUGACUGCCACCCUCUUGGAUUCUGGGAACUUAGUGAUAGAAGAGGUAGAUUCUAAUGGCACUGUAGGGCGAGUAUUGUGGGAAAGCUUUAAUUAUCCAACCAAUACACUACUUCCUGGAAUGAGACUAGGCAUGAACCCAAUGAGUGGAUAUAGUUGGGCACUAAAUUCAUGGUUAAGUGACCAAAUUCCAGCACCAGGAGCUUUCAGGCUCGGUGUGGACCCCGGUAGUGCCAAUCAAUUGAUCAUCUGGAAGCGAGAGGAUAUAUACUGGACUAGUGUAGUCUGGAAUAAUGGGCGCUUUCAGAAUAUGGCCCCUGAUUCAAGAACAUAUGAAUUUAGCUUUGUGUCAAAUGAGGAUGAAAAGUACUUCUCGUAUUCUGUUAAGGACAAUUCUACUAUUUCAAGGUGGGAGCUGAAUUCUUGGGGGCAGAUCUUGCAGUUCACUUUAGCUUCGGAUGGUACUACAUGGCAAAACACUACUACCAGUCCAUGCAAAUUCAAUGUGAACCAUCCAAAUGCGGUUUGCAUACAACAGAAUCCCACAGAAUGCAGAAACAGUUCUGAGUUGUUUGUGCCAGCAAUAGGUUAUUAUAAAGAACAGCAAUUAGUUUUUUCUAACUCUAAUUCCAGCUUGGCUCUCAGUGAUUGUCACACUAGCUGCUGGAAUAAUUGCUCCUGCAUUGCCUAUGGAACUCAUUUUGACAAUGGGACUGGAUGUGAAUUUUGGAGUAAGGGAGCAAGUUUCAUCCGGAAUCCGAACUUCAAUGCUGUUUACAUCUUAUCGCAAGGAAAUAGUACAGAGGGUACACCUACAGGAGGCACAGAGGAAGAUUCAGGGAGAAGUAUAAAGCAUUUGUGGUGGAUCGUUGUUAUUGCACCUGCUCUAGCAAUGCUAUUUGUGGGUUACUUCUGCUACAAAAGAAGGAUAAAGCAAAACAAUGUAGAAGGAGAAACAAGCCAAGACAAGGCGUUAAUCGAGUUAAGAUCCCUGCCACUCUUCAGACUCAAGGAUAAGAUCAAAAGAGGCACAGACAAGGGCCACAACUUUCAGUUAUAUAGUUUUUCUGAAAUUUCGGCUUUAACAGAGAGCUUCUCAUUGUCCAACAAGCUAGGAGAGGGUGGUUUUGGACCAGUUUACAAGGGUGUGUUACUAGAUGGACAACAUGUUGCAGUGAAAAGACUCGCAAGAAAUUCAGGACAAGGGCUUGAGGAAUUCAUGAAUGAGAUUACACUAAUAGCUGAACUUCAACAUGUGAAUCUCGUUACGCUCUUGGGUUGUUGCAUUCACGAAAACGAGAAGAUACUGAUCUACGAAUACAUGCCCAAUAAAAGCUUGGACUCCUUUAUUUUCGAUCCCACCAAAAAGAAACUUUUGGAUUGGAGAAUGCGCACUGGCAUUAUUGAAGGGGUUGCACAAGGACUUCUUUAUCUUCAUAAGUAUUCCAGAUUGAAAAUAAUACACAGAGACUUAAAAGCAAGUAACAUCUUACUUGGCAAUGAUAUGAACCCUAAAAUAUCAGAUUUUGGCAUGGCUAGAAUUUUUGGGGAGAAUGAGUCCAGAGCAAAUACAAAGAGGGUUGUUGGGACAUAUGGCUAUAUGUCCCCCGAGUAUGCCAUGAAUGGAAUUUUCUCUGUCAAGUCUGACGUUUACAGUUUUGGGGUCCUAUUGCUGGAGAUUGUGAGUGGUAGGAAGAACACAAUCUUCUCCUCAUCGGGCAUUCUCGCCCUUAUAGAACAAGCAUGGGAUUUGUGGAAGCAAGGUGAUAUUCUUGAGUUUAUAGACCCAUAUCUGGACUCCUCAUGUCCCAGAGCUGAAGUUUUCAGAUACAUCCAUGUUGGUCUCCUAUGUGUGCAGGAAAGUGCAGCAGAUAGACCAACUAUGUCAGAUAUCAUCCCCAUGUUCACCAAUGAGGGGAUGUUCCUACCUGAACCAAAACAACCCGCAUAUUCUAUUGGCAGAAGUGAAGCAGGUUCAACAUUACCUGAUGGAAAGUUGGUCUUUAAUUCGGUAAAUUGUGUAUCCAUAUCUGUAAUGGAAGCAAGAUAGAGAUACUGUUAGUUUUCUUGCAUCCCCCUGAAAAAUUCGGGAACCUUAAAACUCUUUAGGCAGAAAUCGUGUUACAUGCAACCUAGCGAUUUUUUCUA